Messenger RNA from Metopolophium dirhodum (rose-grain aphid), 840 nucleotides. RefSeq names its product zinc finger BED domain-containing protein 5-like. The record is from RefSeq and is a predicted model, not a curated record. The transcript is spliced from 2 exons. NCBI's taxonomy places the organism in Eukaryota, Metazoa, Arthropoda, Insecta, Hemiptera, Aphididae. The coding region runs from base 1 to 840 and encodes 279 amino acids.
AUGAAUUUUUCUCUACAGAGUUGGUUGAAAAGUGGGUCUAUUAAUAAGACGCCUGCUACGGAGUCAUCUUGUUCUAAUAUAGAAGAAAGCAUAACCAACGAAAACGGAGUUAAUGAUAAUAGUCCUACUUCUCAAGGUAUGAGUAGUACACUACCGCCCAAUACUGGUGACUCUGCCCCAAGAACGUCCAAAAAACGUAAAUACGAUGAAAGUUAUUUGGAGAUGGGGUUCAUAGAAACAAACGAUGGCCAGCCACAGUGCGUAAUUUGUUCAAAAGUUUUUCCUAACAGUUCUAUGUAUCCCGGAAAAUUACGUCGUCAUUAUGAAAAGGUCCACACAGAUCAUAAUGGGAAACCACUCGAUUUUUUCAAACGAAAGCGCUCUGAACUAUUGGCUGUUAAAAAAAAAAUAAAAAAGCACGUUCUAACCGAUAAUGAAAACGCAUUGAAAGCUUCCUACAUGGUGAGUUACCGUAUAGCUCAAAAAGGCGAAGCUCAUACCAUUGCGGAGACCCUCAUAAAACCAUGUGUUAUUGAUAUAGUAACUUGUAUGCUUGAUGACAAAUCUGCCAAACAUUUAUCCAUAAUUCCUUUGUCAAAUAAUACUGUUGCACGGCGAAUUAAAGAUUUGGCUAGCAACGUAUCAGAAACACUUGUCUCUCGUAUUAAAUACACAAAAUUCGCACUACAAAUGGACGAAUCAACCGAUAUUGCUGGUCUUGCUGUACUAUUGGUGUUCGUUCGUUACGUAAACAUUAACUCUUUUGAAGAAGAUCUUUUAUUUUGUAAACCACUUCUAUCUAAUACGACAGGGGUUUCAAAUUUAUCAUGUUUUUCAUAA